This is a messenger RNA of Gadus chalcogrammus (walleye pollock), 1456 nucleotides long. RefSeq names its product Schwann cell myelin protein-like. The record is from RefSeq and is a predicted model, not a curated record. Lineage: Eukaryota; Metazoa; Chordata; Actinopteri; Gadiformes; Gadidae. The transcript has 8 exons. Bases 13 to 1365 code for a protein of 450 amino acids.
CGGCUCUCGGAGAUGAGGUUCACAAGAUGCAUCACGAUGAUCCAGUUGGAAAUGCUACUGAAUGUCAUCUUUGUUUCGGGUGGUGAGGGAUCCUGUCAUGCAGACCUUCAUGUAUCUAUGCCAAACAAGAUGGAGGCAUUGAGUGACACUUGUUUGCAAAUUCCAUGUUCAUUUGAUUCCGUACCAUCAAAUCAAUUCGAUAAAAGCCAACCCAUUUUGGGUCUAUGGUUGAAAUCGUCCACUAAUAUUAAAGAUGUGGUUUUCCAAAGCAAAAUACAAGAUGAUAUAUAUCCAAUUAGUAUCAUUGGGAAUAUGAGUGAAUACAACUGCACAACUGUUUUUACAAACAUGAUCUCAAGUUAUGCCAACGUAUAUUACUUCAGAGUGGACAGCACCAGUUUCAAGGCAACCGACAGGUGCAAUCAUCUUACAAUCACAGUUAAAGAUUCAGCCCCAGCACCCUCCAUACAGACCCUCCCGGAGGGACCACUAACGGAGGGGAGCAGGGUAACGUUCACCUGCAGGGCCAUCGCACCCUGUCCCACCCAGCCGCCUCACCUGAGCUGGAACCAGUCAGGAGGCCCUGAGGGCCGGCCGGAACCGCACGGAGACCAAGAGCCUAACGUCAGGACCCGGCGGCUGGAUAUCAAUCUGUCGGACCGACAUGACGGGGUCCGCCUCACCUGUCUGGUGGAGUAUCCCGUGAACGACCCAGCAGGCGGCCCCAGCAUCAGAACAGCAGAGAGCGUCGUGACGCUCAAGGUUUCCUAUUCCCCGAAGGAUACCCAGGCCUCCGUCAGCCCCCCCACGGUGUCGCUGGGCAGUGUGGUCAACCUGACGUGCACCAGCAGAGCCAACCCCCCCGUUCUCCGGUUCACCUGGUUCAGGAGCAGUGCGGAGGGACCCCUGAACGUGUCAGAUGGAUCUUCGUACAGCUUCAAUGUGUCCAGCUACAGAGGAAUCUACUACUGCGUGGCCACGAAUCCCUUGGGAAACCAAACAUCAAAAGAGAUUACGCUAACUAUCAGCGGUGAAAGCGUCGGUAUAUCAACUUCUACCCAGUUGAAUGUCCUUCUGAUAAUUGGUGGAUUCUUUGGUACCGUCUUCUUUAUUGGUCUGAUCAUCGGUGUCCUGUGGUUACUGAAGAAACCUUUAACACAGCAACAGAAUCCAAUAUUCGAGGCGUCAGACAAGCAGGUAGAAGAGGAGAUCAACUACGGAGAGAUCGACUUUGCCAAGCGAGGUGCUGUGCAGAACCCAGGCCUGGUGUUCCCCCAGGGGGAGGAGCAGACCUCAGAGUACGUUGAGAUCACUGCUCAACAGGCUAAGAACACACAGAUCAGGGCUGAACUGGAGAGGAGCUGAAUAGUUUGGACUGGGAUCUCUUUAGUAUCCACUUAUGUCAGCAUGAACAUAUCCUGCUUAAAGUGUAAUUCCGGUGAACCCAGGGUCUUUG